Messenger RNA from Xenopus laevis (African clawed frog), 1281 nucleotides. RefSeq lists its product as uncharacterized. The transcript is spliced from 4 exons. The record is from RefSeq and is a predicted model, not a curated record. The coding region runs from base 661 to 1281 and encodes 206 amino acids. Lineage: Eukaryota; Metazoa; Chordata; Amphibia; Anura; Pipidae.
ACCAUCCGGGUUAAAUAGGGACUAUGAUCUGUAUUUAUUUCUGUGAUACAAUGUAGCAGCAUGACAUGAAGUAGGGGUGUUAGAUUUGAAUUUUGAAUUCCCAGAGGUGAAUUGCUUAUGACUCUAUGUAACAACAGGGAUGGCAGACAAUGGGUUAAAAAUGCUGACAGCUAAUGAGCCUGAUGUCAUUUCCUGUUGAGAUGUUUAAAUGUUUGGCAUGUGUUACUGACAUUAUCCUGUUAUGCUUGAGAAAGGGCACGCUGCAGGCCCGAAACGUCGCAGGCGGAGAGAUGUUCUGCCACUAACAGGUCAUGUAAUGAACUUUUAACUUAAAUACACUUUUUUCACUUUUUGAUACAACGAGUGCUGCCUUUUUUCUUGUCUACUCUGUAUUUGUAUGGGAAGCCUACGGAAGUCUCCCUAAAGGCGCUGCACCAACCACACCUGUUAAGCUGAAGAUACAGUUUACGAAUGCAUUCUGAUGUACUUACAAUGUAUUUUGAAAGUGCGUUUACGAGAGGGAACGUUAGUGUGCCGAUCGAUCGUUCGUGUUUGUGCCACCACUUCCGGAAUAUUUCGUGGUGCUACGUCCUUUCCGCUGACGUCACAUCGGUCACGUGACAUCGUUUGCUGGCGCCAGUUUGCAGUCUUCUUUUGGACAUGGAGCAAGACAGAAGGAGGGCUACAGCUAUGACCUGUGCUGAGAUGGUCUACAUGGUGCAGAUCUUGGAGAAACAUGAUUACGAUGGCAGAAAAGUGGUAUAUCAGCAUGCUAAUACCAGGAAAGAUGGCAUACUCACCAAAAUUGUUGAAGGCUUGAACAGUAGAUUUCGAGUGCUGCGAACUAAAGACCAACUCAGAAAGCGAUGGUCCGACCUGAAACUGAGGGAGAGAGAACAACUCAAUAUUAUUCACAGAAUAAUAAAGAAAAAACAAAUCAAGAAAGCAAGAGCUCUUGCCAAAAGAAACCGAAGACAACCAAGUGGGGAUUCUGCUAUAGACCUCACAGACAGCACAGCAGACGCCCCAGCAGAAGUGGCUGAAGUGGCACAGGUGACAGAGGGCUUUUUGGGUGGAAAUCAGGAGGAUAUUACAGAAGAGCCUCACAGCUCCUCGCAAGACACCCUGCCAAUUUCAGAUGUUGAAGUUGCAGUUAGUACACAUUACCAGACCAAACUGAGGAGCUGCAUUGAGAGCUUACAGUGUGCGAAGGAAGCCAUACUAUUACUUCAAGAGCAAAUCACUGGUUUGAUUGAAGAAAUGGAGAAUGACACAGCAUAA